AUGGUAUCUAAACUUCUUCUUGUUCUUAUUGUAUGCUUAACUGUUGUUAAGUUACAAGUUGAUGCAAGUAAAAUUUGUUAUAAAUGUGACGAAAAACAUGCACGUCCUUGGUGGAAAUUUUGGGCUGAAAAAGUAACAAAAUGUCAAGGAGUUUCAGCUGAAAAAUAUAAAACAAGAACUUCAGCAGCAUUGGGUGCAUCUGUUUUAACAUGUUACACAAAAUUCGAUGAUGCAGGUGCUGUUAUUAAACGUGAUGCUUAUGGAUUUGGUGAAACAUUUGAUAAAACUGUUAAAUGUUCAGAUCGUUAUCAUACAUGUUGUGAAGAAGAAUUAUGUAACAAAGAUACUCAAGCACCAUGUCCACCAACACCUAAAGCAACACCACAAAAAGAAGUUAAAGCUUGUUAUGAAUGUAAAGGUUAUGAUGCUUGCAGACCAGAAAGACUUCACCAAGGAGCUGAAAUUCGUACUUCAAGCGUUUUAGGUGCCAAGAAUCUCUAUUGUUUCACAAAAUUUGAUCCCAAAACAGGUCAUGCUAUUGCUCGUGGUGGUUUCGGAUUUGGUGAAAUAUUCGAUAAAUCUCUCAAAUGUGACUCGAAAGAUUAUUUAUGUUGUUAUCAAGAUUUAUGUAACACUCAAACCGCUGGUUCAUGUGCUAAGCGACGAAAUUAA
Adineta steineri is the source of this 672-nucleotide messenger RNA. NCBI's taxonomy places the organism in Eukaryota, Metazoa, Rotifera, Eurotatoria, Adinetida, Adinetidae. The record is from the annotation of a GenBank genome assembly.